AUGACUGUUUCCCGGUUGGCAGCAGGCCCCUCGCCCGUGCAGCCAUUUCCCAAAUUCUACGUUUUCCGACCUGACCAACGGAUUGUCCCUCUCAUUGCCAUCGAUGAGUUGCCGUCUUGGUUGCAAGUUGGCGACUGGGACUGGAGUGAUGUCUCCUUGUUCGAGAAAAUGAUACCUGCAAGCUUCAAUCCUUUGCCACGAGACGGCGAGUACGACGUGGUCUGCUACAACUGCUAUUCCAACGUUGAUACUCUUCAUCGGAGUGUCUCUGAGAGGAGUGACCGGCCUCCUUCUGCAGGACCCAUGAUCAAAGAUGUCAAGUCAUGUCCUGGUGCCUUCUAUCCUCUGAGCCCUGAGCAUUGGACGGCGGUCCCCCCCAUGAUGGGCACCAAUUAUGUGCCGCUCUCGUCAUUCUCAUCGUUGAGGCGGUCCCCUUUCUAUACUACACAUUGGCAAACCCCUUUCGUCGGGAUGUGUUUGGUUGACACUCGCUCUGCUGAAGUCACUGUCAACCAGAUCAACCAAACGAAUCCACCAUCGUUUUUGCCUCUGCUACCUCUAUCGCCGCCUUUAUCAUGUACUCGCACGCGGUCUACCGACGAUUCUAUGCCCGACCAGAAGCCGGUUUUAAACCCAGAAGCAGCUGUGUUCAGUCCAUCUGCUACCCCGGAAGCACUACCUGAACCUGUUCUUCAACCUGGUACCAACAUAGUAGACUCUCCGGCGAUAUUGCCUGUGUCUGAUCCACCCGUUGUCAACUCUAAAAAAGAUGCUGGCCCAUUGCAGCCUCUCCAGAACGAUGACGGUGCUCCUCGGAGGAAUCUUAAUGCUGCAAUCGCGCAACUCAGACAAGCGCUAGGGGUUCAUGAUUGCAAAGAUGAGACGCCUGAGCCGCAUGACGUUGAAAUGCGUGACGUGCGCCAUGAAGUACAGCCGAAGAAGAAGGUGCACUUUGCCGUCCCUGAUACCCAGCAGAGGCGUAAGAGGGCUAGGCGUGGCGGAAGAAGAGCUCGAACCCGAUGGGCUUAUCGAAAGGGUCCCUUCAAUGUAGACAGACAGGCGGGCCAGCAAAACUCGGCGACAAAAAGGCAAGAUAGGAGGGAUAAGAUGGCUGGCAAGGCGAACAAAGAUGCGUCCCCAGGAAAUCGGUACUGGCAUAUGAUGAGGAUUUCCAACUGGCGAGCACAGGUUCCACAGAUUCCAGUGCAGCCUGCGCAAUAA
Messenger RNA from Monascus purpureus, 1221 nucleotides. The record is from the annotation of a GenBank genome assembly. Lineage: Eukaryota; Fungi; Ascomycota; Eurotiomycetes; Eurotiales; Aspergillaceae.